ACUGUUGUCACUGACUCACUGGUGCCACCUCCCCUCCUUUCCCUUCCUUUCUUCCCCAAUCCCACCCCUCCCCUCCCCACCAGCCUACUGCUCCUCCUCCUCUGUCGCCGCUGCUGCUCUCCCUUUUACUCGUUUCCACCUCCCACCCUCUCACCUCACCUGCUUUUCUCCUUCCCUCUCCAAUCAACCCAUUCUCCCCCAAUACCCCGUCCUCUCUGUUCCCCUCUCCCUCCCCUAGCUUAGCUUCCUGUUCUGAAGUUGGGGCUGCUGUUGCUGUUCUCUUCCCACCUAGUCGUCUCGUCCCUCCCACCGACUGCUGCUGCUUCCCCUCCCUCUGGUCAAAGCGCCUCCAAGAUUUGCUGUUUCCUGGAGGAGCAACACGCAGCCAAGCAGGCUGUUCUUGGAAGUCAGGGCGGCAAGACUCAACAAGAGAGACAAGGGAUAAAGGGAGGGAAGAAAAGAGGAGGAGAGAUAAGGCAGGGGUCGAGGAGAAAGGGUGUGUUUGCUCCCUUCGGGCAUUGAAUUGGAGGCAACAGUGGAGGUAGGCGGCUGCUACAGCUCGGCGGCCCUCCAUUAAUUAGCGCUGCGUUGGCCCCGAUCGAAUCAUCGAUCACGCGGACGCCCUGUGGCGCAUGCGCAGCGCGGACCGCAGCCGCCGGAGCGGCAGCACCAGAAAGGCGAUGUAGCUCUUUGAGCUCCGAAGAAAUGACCGGUGCAGCUCGUGGGAGGAGUGGUCGGGCGGGGAUGGAGGAGAAGGACGCGGCGGCGGGGCUGGGCUUCCUGGGGCUGGACAGGAUGCGGCUGCUGCUGCCGCUGCCGCUGCCGGAGAAGCUAGCGGCCAAGACGCUCCGGAGCCACCUGUGCAACCACUACCUGGGAUCGCGCAAGGUGCGGGAGCAAAGGCGAUGGUUGCUGCUGCUGUGGUUGGUCAUCUGGUCGCUCCUCUCCUUCUGGAUCCUCGUCUUCAUGAACUCGCAGGCCGUCGAGAAGCGCCGGGAGGCGCUCGGCAGCAUGUGCGACGAGCGCGCGCGCAUGCUCCAGGACCAGUUCAACGUCAGCAUGAACCACCUCCAGGCGCUCGCCAUCCUCAUCUCCACCUUCCACCACUCAAAGAAUCCAUCCGCCAUCGACCAGUUGACGUUCGCGACGUACGCGGAGAGGACGGCGUUCGAGCGGCCGCUGACGAGCGGGGUGGCGUACGCGGUGCGGGUGGCACACCCCGAGAGGGAGCAGUUCGAGCGGCAGCAAGGGUGGAGCAUCAAGAAGAUGUACUCCUCCAAGAAGCAAUCGCCGGGGCCGGGGGACGCCGAAGUCUGCGAGCCGGCCCUGGAGUACGCCCCCGUCAUCUUCGCGCAGGACGCCUACAAGCACGUCAUCUCCUUCGACAUGCUCUCCGGGAACGAGGACCGCGAAAACGUACUGCGAGCUAGAGAAUCUGGGAAGGGUGUUCUAACCGCUCCUUUCAAGCUGCUCAAUAAUCGUCUUGGAGUAAUAUCGACCUACACAGUUUACAAGUCCGAGCUUCCUCCGAAUGCGAGGCCGCAGGAGCGCAUCCAGGCUGCUAUAGGCUAUCUUGGCGGCAUAUUUGACAUAGAAGCACUUGUGGAUAAGUUGCUUCACCAGCUGGCGGGCAAGCAAUCCAUCAUGGUAAACGUGUAUGAUACUACUAAUGAGAGCCCGAUCAGUAUGUAUGGUUCGGACAAUACAGGCAGUGGCAUGUGUCAUAUCAGCACACUGAACUUCGGCGACCCGUCUAGGAGGCAUGAGAUGCACUGCAGGUUCAUGCAAAGGCCUCCAUGGCCAUGGCUAGCAAAAACGUCAUCAUUUGGAACUCUUGUGAUUGCUUUACUGAUUGGGUACAUAUUUCAUGCUACUGUCAAACGGAUUGCCAAAGUUGAAGAUGACUAUCAAGAAAUGAUUGAGCUCAAGAAGCGCGCGGAGGCUGCAGAUAUUGCCAAGUCACAGUUCUUGGCUACCGUUUCUCAUGAGAUCAGAACUCCAAUGAAUGGUGUUUUAGGGAUGCUCCAAAUGCUCAUGGAUACUGAUUUGGACACAACACAGCAAGACUAUGUUAGAACUGCGCAAGCUAGUGGAAAAGCUUUGGUAUCUCUCAUUAACGAGGUUCUUGACCAGGCUAAGAUCGAGUCUGGUAAACUCGAGCUUGAGGUGGUACUCUUUGAUCUUAGAACAGUUUGUGACGACAUUCUGUCACUCUUCUGUGGGAAAGCUCAGGAGAAAGGACUGGAGUUGGCAGUGUAUGUCUCUGACCAAGUUCCACGGACACUUAUUGGUGACCCAGGCAGAAUAAGGCAAAUCAUUACAAAUCUCGUCGGGAACUCCAUAAAAUUCACAGAGAGGGGUCAUAUCUACUUGACAGUUCAUGUCGUUGAAGAGGUCCUGAGUUGUUUAGAGGUUGAGACGGGAACUCAAUACACAAAUACCCUAAGUGGCUACCCAGUGGCGAACAGGAGGCACAGUUGGGAAAACUUUCGUCUUUUUAAUAGGGAACUACACUCAUCUGAGAUGUCUUUUGCAACCGUUGCAUCUGACUCAAUAAGCUUGAUAAUAUCAGUUGAAGAUACAGGUGUUGGUAUCCCGUUUGAAGCUCAAUCCCGUGUCUUCACACCUUUCAUGCAAGUAGGUCCAUCCAUUGCUCGCAUUCAUGGGGGCACUGGCAUUGGAUUAAGCAUCAGCAAAUGCUUGGUUGGUCUCAUGAAGGGAGAGAUCGGGUUUGCAAGUAAACCCCAUGUUGGUUCUACUUUCACCUUCACUGUAGUGCUUACGAGGGGCCCCUCCAGCGGCGAUGAGAGCAAAUCGUCAGAUUUUAAAGAGAUCAAUGCAUUGGUGGUUGAUCAUAGACCAGUCCGUGCCAACGUUACCAAGUACCAUUUGCAAAGACUGGGAGUUCAAACCGAAUUGACAACAGACCUUGAUCAAUAUACUUCUAAAGUGAAUUGUGGAUCACGGAUUGUGAAGCUUGUGCUUAUUGACAAAGAAACAUGGCUGAAGGAAUCACAUUCCAUGCCUCCUUUGGUUAGUAAAUUGAGGAACAAAGAUCAGCCGGACUCUCCGAAGUUAUUUCUUUUGGAGAACCCUAAAAGUUCUGUCAAGAGCAGUUCACAUAUGUCCAGGGAAUACAACUUGAAUGUAAUUCUGAAGCCCCUUCGUGCAAGCAUGAUUCAGGUCUCGCUACGAAGAGCAUUGGGUGGGAUAGAUAAAGUGCAUUGCAAGAAUGGAGUAGUUGGCAACUCAACAUUGGGCAACCUUCUUCACAAGAAACAAAUCAUCGUGGUUGAUGACAAUAUCGUAAAUCUCAAAGUGGCUGCAGGUGCACUGAAGAAGUACGGCGCGGAAGUAACUUGUGCUGACAGUGGGAAGAAAGCAAUCACAUUGCUAAAACCUCCUCAUAGUUUUGAUGCUUGUUUCAUGGACAUACAAAUGCCAGAAAUGGAUGGAUUUGAAGCCACAAAAAGGAUUAGAGUGAUGGAACGAGAUCUAAAUGAGAGAAUAGAACGUGGAGAAGUCCCACCAGAAUGUGCAAAUGUUCGGCGGUGGCGAACUCCUAUAUUGGCCAUGACGGCAGAUGUUAUCCAGGCAACACAUGAACAGUGCCUGAAUAGGGAAAUGGAUGGCUAUGUUUCCAAGCCAUUUGAAGGGGAGCAGUUGUACAGAGAAGUAGCUCGUUUUUUCCAAAAUCAUGAUCAAGUUCAGUAGGUAGGUUUAUAUGGAGUGUAAAAUAGUGGAGGAUAUCGCCAACGCACCCGUCGAGGCACAAAGUAUUUUGUUGAAGAUCCUGUGUUCCCAAGAGUAGCCAGCAAUUUGCAGAGUUAGGGGUCCUAUUAAAACGCUAGAAAUGCUGAGAUGUGGCCUGCAGUUAGGUAAACCUAUUUCAAAUUGCUUUGAUUCUGAAACAUGUCGAUGCGUACAUUAAGCAAAAAUGCUGAGAUGUGACCUGCAGUUAGGUAGAAGUACUAAAGGCUGGAGAUGGAACCGCCAAUGUUCUAUUUCUUGGUACACCAUUUGACCAAGCUGCAAAACAAAGUGUACAAUAUCUUGAAAUGCAUGUGCAGCUACUCAACAAUUUUUUGAAGCCAAGGCGUGUGAAAAGUGCAGCUGCAUUCACUAACUGCAGAUGUCCUCUGCCACUGUAAUAUAGUUGUAGGGAGAGAAAAUAUCCUUCCACAUUUUCCCCCGGGAACUCACAGUUGUACAUAUUAGGUGCUGGUUGUUUGUGCAGGCAUUUCUUGGCUCUCUUGUAUGCAUUUUCUUCGCGGUGUGGGUCAAAGCUGUAAAUGACACAUUCAAAGAUGGAAAUUUUGUUUGACAAAAA
Molecule: messenger RNA, 4330 nt
Organism: Phragmites australis (common reed)
Lineage: Eukaryota; Viridiplantae; Streptophyta; Magnoliopsida; Poales; Poaceae
Product: probable histidine kinase 3
Exons: 12
Coding region: 706-3714 (1002 amino acids)
Biological process (GO): phosphorylation; phosphorelay signal transduction system
Molecular function (GO): phosphorelay sensor kinase activity
Source: RefSeq, a predicted model, not a curated record